Messenger RNA from Caenorhabditis briggsae, 402 nucleotides. The record is from RefSeq and is a predicted model, not a curated record. Bases 1 to 402 code for a protein of 133 amino acids. The transcript has 2 exons. NCBI's taxonomy places the organism in Eukaryota, Metazoa, Nematoda, Chromadorea, Rhabditida, Rhabditidae.
AUGUGUUCUCAUGUGAUCAAGAAUUCUGUCGAACAUUCUGGACUUUUGUUGAAUGGGCUGUGCCCGUUUUUUGUUUAUUACCGCGGCCCAUUAUUUUCGACAUGUGCAAAUAGUCUGAUAGACAAGCUUGGUCAGAACAAUUCGUGUGUGGACGCAGUUUUUGGAAUUGGCUUUGAGAAUUCCACAGAAAUAUGCAAUCAGUGGGACGAUCUUCGGAAUUGCCUUCGAGGCACAAUCGAUUCAACCUGUCUUGAAAUUCGGAACAUCACAGGUGCGAUGAAAUACUUUGCUAUUCUGAAAACCGAAUUAUGCGACUCAAAUUCUGGAAACGCGACGGUUCUAGAAGACGUCGAUACUUUUGAAGAGAUUCUGGAGGAUCAAGAAGUUGAAGUAAUAGUUUAG